Fusarium coffeatum is the source of this 2382-nucleotide messenger RNA. RefSeq lists its product as uncharacterized. Lineage: Eukaryota; Fungi; Ascomycota; Sordariomycetes; Hypocreales; Nectriaceae. The transcript is spliced from 3 exons. Gene Ontology annotation, molecular function: ATP hydrolysis activity; ATP binding. The record is from RefSeq and is a predicted model, not a curated record. Bases 1 to 2382 code for a protein of 793 amino acids.
AUGUUACGGAACAGGGCCCUGGCUGUUCUGCAGAAGACCUACGAUGAUAGCUAUCUAAGCUGCUCAACUGCCAUCUACUAUGAAGGCCAGGGAAGCGAAGCUGAGGCGAUGCGACACUGGAAAGCUGCCUUAGAUCAAAUAUACGACUACAACGCAAAUCGGGCGCCUCCUUCAUACAGUCCGCGUACAGAUACCGAGAAGGCUUUACAAGAGGCUCUGAAACAACUCGAACUACAAUGCAAAGAGCGAAUCGACCUCCUCGAAGCUCUCCGAGUAUCACGACAAGAAGAUUCGACGCUGACACCUGGCAAGUUGACAAAACGUCCAGGUCUACCUGAGGGUAGUGGCUCUCUAGGACAGGGCACAAUCACUGCCAUGCAAUACUCGGAGCUUUCAAGGCCAUCCCUUCCGCACCGCCCAUCGCAACCUCGCCGCACAUCGUCAGAGCUCGCUACGGUUGAUGGGCCCAGCACAUAUCUCGAUCCAAACCUUCCUCCUAUGCCGCGAUCUGCUUCACCUGGAGGGCCUGCUUUACCUCCAAGACCGAACAAGACGUUACGAACACCAAGUCCCGAAAAGCACACUAUGAGAACCACAUUGCGCUCCGGGAAACCAGGAGAGAAGUCUACUAAGCCACGCAAACCAUCAAAGCCUCUUGCCGAAGGCUCAAGUAAGGCUGCGACUUUAGCAUGGAGUGCCCUGGGCUCUAAAGAUAGGUAUAUGAGAGGAACCCAAUCGGAACUCGCUCCAGCUACUGUGAGCCCCAGUUCCCGUACGUCUCUGGAUCAAACACGAAGGCCAGCGCCAACGCAGUGGGAUAGCCACUCGCGACGACUUGUUGUACCCCGGGAUCGUGAUUUUGACGGAGAUUCGUCUGGAAAUACCCGGCACUCUGAUGAAUACUGCUAUUCUCGCCCGUCGAUGUUAUCAGUGACCGCUGCUUCCAGCGCACUCAAUUCUUCGUCAUAUCAGGACUUGCCUUCUUCGGAUGCCUAUGCCGGCCGAAGUGAGCGGCCACCGAAUCCUUUCAUUGCUUCGCCGUCGCCUCGCAAGGUCUCUCGACAAGAACUGGCCAAUGAUACCGAGACUGCCGAUGAUUCUGGUGAGGGCUCAGAGCGGAGAAGCGCUUCAAACAAUAUUCCAACUAGGGGUUCAGCAGCCAGACAACCCACAAGGCCUUUGAAGCCUGCAAAGGUCAAUUCCGAGGCUCUAGAUCGCUCCCGAAGGCGCGGUCGUAAAACCCGACAGGCUUCGAUUUCCAGUACAUCUGGCGAGGAUACAACCCAGCGAGAUUCAAAGCCACGCCGUGUCAAAGCAAAGGAAGCCCCUAUAGAAGCUGGCUCACAGGAGGAAGAUUCGGACGCAUCUGAGGCAGACAAGAGCCCCGAUGAUAUGACUGAAUGGAAGAACAAGAAGAAACAGAUUCUUAAGAACUUGCCUCCAGGGGUUGACACUGCAGCUGCCAAGCAGAUCUUGAACGAUAUUGUUGUUCAAGGUGACGAGGUCCGUUGGAAUGAUGUGGCCGGUCUCGAAAUAGCCAAAAAUGCUCUUCGCGAAACUGUUGUGUAUCCAUUUCUACGGCCUGAUCUAUUCAUGGGCCUUAGAGAACCCGCCAGGGGCAUGUUACUGUUCGGGCCACCAGGAACUGGAAAAACUAUGCUCGCAAGGGCUGUGGCAACAGAGUCCAAGUCUACUUUCUUCUCGAUCUCAGCCAGCAGUCUAACAAGUAAAUACUUGGGAGAGUCGGAAAAGCUAGUGCGAGCUCUGUUUGGCCUGGCUCGAACAUUGGCACCCAGCAUUAUUUUUGUUGACGAGAUCGAUUCGCUACUGUCUCAGCGGUCAGGUUCGGGAGAACAUGAGGCUACUAUGAGAAUCAAGACAGAAUUCCUCAUCCAAUGGAGUGAUCUCCAACGAGCGGCUGCUGGAAGAGAAACGACGGAAAAGGACAAGGAAAGGGGAGAUGCCAAUCGGGUUCUUGUACUAGCAGCAACAAAUCUUCCUUGGGCAAUUGACGAGGCAGCGCGAAGACGAUUUGUACGACGGCAAUACAUCCCGUUGCCCGAACCAACUACCCGUGAGACGCAGCUCCGGACUUUGCUAGGGCAACAAAAGCAUGACCUUUCCAAUGAGGAUAUCCUCAAAUUGGUUGAAAUGACGGACGGGUUUUCGGGCUCAGACAUUACAGCGUUGGCUAAGGACGCAGCCAUGGGACCAUUGCGGUCUCUGGGAGAAGCACUGUUACAUAUGACGAUGGAUGAGAUUCGACCAAUUCAGCUACUUGACUUCGAGGCAAGUUUGACAACAAUUAGACCCAGUGUUAGUAAAGCUGGCUUAAAGGAAUAUGAGGAUUGGGCUCAAGAGUUUGGAGAACGAGGUGGAUAG